Molecule: messenger RNA, 1778 nt
Organism: Gadus morhua (Atlantic cod)
Lineage: Eukaryota; Metazoa; Chordata; Actinopteri; Gadiformes; Gadidae
Gene: cyp17a2
Product: cytochrome P450, family 17, subfamily A, polypeptide 2
Exons: 9
Coding region: 16-1548 (510 amino acids)
Biological process (GO): hormone biosynthetic process; progesterone metabolic process
Molecular function (GO): heme binding; iron ion binding; steroid 17-alpha-monooxygenase activity
Source: RefSeq, a predicted model, not a curated record
CUCAUUCGAUCCACCAUGCUGGUCUCUCUGAUCCCCUCGCUCCCCUCUCCCUGGCUGGCCGCCAUGGUGACGGCCUUGGUGGUCCUCCUGGCGUGGAGGUGGCUGGCUCCGGACCCCCCCCAGCAGCAGGGACCCAUGCCCUGCCUGCCUCACCUCCCGCUGCUUGGCAGCCUGCCCUGGCUCCGAGCACACCUGCCCCCCCACCUGCUCUUCACACAGCUGUCCCACAGGUACGGUCCCCUCUACUCCUUCUACCUGGGCCCUCACUACACGGUGGUGAUCAACAGCCUCCCCCACGUCAAAGAGGUUCUGCUGCAGAGAGGAAAGGACUUCGCCGGCCGCCCCUUCAUGGUGACCACAGACCUUCUGACCAGAGGAGGAAAGGACAUUGCCUUCUCAGACUUCUCCCCCCUCUGGAAGAGCCACCGCCGGCUGGUCCACUCCUCCUUCACACUGUUCGGGGAAGGGACUCACAAGCUGCAGGACAUAGUCCUCUCUGCAGUGGACAGUCUGUGUGAUGAGCUCCAGGGCAGCGGCGGGGCCGCGGUGGACCCGGGCCCCGCGGUGUCCAGGGCGGUCACCAACGUGGUGUGCACCCUGGUGUUCAGCUCCACCUACGGCCGCCACGACCCCGAGCUGGCCCAGGUGAUGGACUACAACAACGGCAUCGUGGAGACCAUCGCUGGGGGCGGGCUGCUGGACAUCUAUCCCUGGUUGAAGUUGUUUCCUAGCGAGGUGCUGAGAAAGUUGAGGGAGUGUAUCUCUGUCAGAGACCGACUCCUGACCCGCAAGCUAGAGGAGCACAAGGCCUCCAUGAUGGAGGGUGCCCCCCGUGACCUCCUGGACGCCCUGAUGCAGGCUCAGCGACCCCAGGGUCAGAGGUCAGCCCAGCAGGAAGGGGAGGGGCUUACAGACGACCAUGUCCUGAUGAUCGCCGCCGAGACCUUCGGGGCUGGGGUGGAGACCACCUCCACCACAUUGCUAUGGAUACUAGCCUAUCUGGUGCACCACCCUCAGGUGCAGGAGCGUGUGCAGAAGGAGCUGGACGAGGUGGUGGGGCGGGGGAGGGGGGUGUGUGUGUCGGACCGCCCCCACCUCCCCUACCUGGACAGUGUGACCAACGAGGGGCUGAGGAUCCGACCUGUCAGCCCCGUACUCAUCCCACACACUGCUCUGAGGGACAGCAGUAUCGGGGGUCACUUUAUCAAGUGUGGGACGCGAGUUUUGGUAAACAUGUGGGCGAUCCACCACGACCCCAAACACUGGGAGCAACCGGACCUCUUCAAACCAGAGCGUUUCCUUGACGACAAGGGUUGCCGUGUGACUCCGCCCUCUUUCCUGCCCUUCGGAGCGGGGCCUCGGGUGUGUGUCGGCGAAUCGUUGGCAAGGAUGGAGCUCUUCCUCUUCCUGUCCUCUCUGCUCCAGCGAAUGAGCUUUCGGCUCCCAGACGGAGCCCCGCCCCCCGACCUGCAGGGCAGGGUGGGCGUGGUCCUACAGCCGCUUCCUUUUAAGGUGCUGGUCAUCCCGAGAGAAAAGGGUCAAACCUGAUGCAGCUGUUGGAGACUCUUGUUGUAAUAUACUAAAUGCAUUUUCCCGAAUUUGCAAUGGAGAGGCUUUUACUUUGAAAAUCUUCCAAGCAGCUACCAAUUUUAUGUGGGAGAUUAUCAUGAAAGUGCUAACAGAGAGAGAACUACACAACCCGUCGUUAGAUAUUUAGCAAUUUAUAUUUUUAGAGUGUUACACAUUGGUAAUAAACUUUAAAUCAAAAUAGUACACAA